Cuscuta campestris is the source of this 1629-nucleotide messenger RNA. Lineage: Eukaryota; Viridiplantae; Streptophyta; Magnoliopsida; Solanales; Convolvulaceae. The record is from the annotation of a GenBank genome assembly.
GUACAUACACGAAGUAAAACAUACGAUGCAUCGGGGCAUAUCCCUAUAAAAUAAAAAAGAAUUGCACACACGCCAAGGCACGCACGCCCAAUCAACAAAACAUGAGUACACAAGCACAAAAGAAAAGUACAUCAGACGGAAGAUGAUCCGCACCAUCAACAGGCUUGUCCUCCUCAUCCUGGAUCGUCAUCAUCAAAGGAUCAUCAAAAGGAAGGUCAUUCCACAUCAAAACUCCGAAGGUGAGGUACCAAGGGGUCAUUUGCGUCAUUGUUGCCACUACAAUGAAAAGUCCUCAACACGUGUAGGAUCAUCAAGUUCACCCUCAAGAAAUAGAUGCCAUGACCCAAGUCCACGAGUUCACCAUAGACCAAAGUGCUAGAGUAAACUCAGCCGAACCUGAACACAGACGGAAAUAGAAAAUGGCUCAUGCAAACUCAAGUGGACCAGGCCCGAAGUCAUAAAACAUGAGAGAAGCACCCAGUCCGGCAUCAUUAGUCACACAAAGGGGUUACGGUUUCCAAGAAGUCUCAACUUUCACACACUCGGGGGUCCAUCGUACCCUUCCCUUGACGGUGUUGAACACUGAAGCCUCGGGCUCACAGUGGCUUCCCAACAAAAAUGUUAGGGAUGCAGCGAGAAAUACAACUGGUAAUCCCACCCAAAGGUGUUCAACAACUCCCAACUGAGGAAGAAGAGGCACGGUUGGUUCAAGGCUCCAGUGACUUUAGGCAGCCCCAAACCAGUAGCACAGCGGCCUUUUCCACCCAGAGACGUCCUCAAUAGACCCAUGAAUCAGCACUACAAACACCAAGUAGUAUGGCUGCCCAAGAGCUGCCUAAAAUGCCAAGUAUGAAUACCAAACAAAGACAUGAGGGACCUGGGCAGUGGUAGACCAAACCAAGGCAGAAGAAGAUCAUCCAAUGCAAAAGGGAGAAGGUUGGCCUGCCAGCAACCUAUGCGUGCCAUCCCCAUCCCUCAAGAACUUGAGUUCAGCGAGCAAACAUCAAACCCACAGGAGGGUCUGUUGUUUGAAGAUGGCAGCCCGGAAAUCAAAAAUUUCCAAACCCAAUCAUGGUCCAGCCCCCAUUCAAGUACAGUUCACCUUACAACAAACAAAAACAGACCCAAAAGCCAAUCAAACCACACCAGGCAGCAGCCUCUGGAGAGUCUCUGGCAAAAGGUUAAUUUCAAAUAUUAAAUAUAGUUGUAAACAUGAUACAAUUAAAAAUUAAGAUUGGGGCACAACCACAGCUGAAUUAGCACAUAUAUAAACAUGGAGGUAUAAUAGGAAUCAGUCAUUAAUUAAAUAGCGAUACACAGAAUUAAUGAUGAAGGUAUAAACAUGGAAAAAUCUACAUAGAUAUAUGCACACAUAGAUGAGGGUAUAAACAUGAAAAAAUCUGUACACAUUAAUUUAAGAGAUCAUGUUAAGACCUAAAAUAUGUUGGCUUCAUAUAAUGAUUCAAAGUUUCAGAAAGAAGGAUAGAUCAAAGUUUCAUAUAAUCCAGGCUUCAUAUAAUGAUUCAAAGUUUCAGAAAGUAAAUGCUUAAAGUGGUCCAAAUGUAGAAAAAAAGGUCCAUCCAGGGCCCGAACUUGUGUAAUCCCUAAUUCAGAGAAACAAUUAAGGGA